This is a messenger RNA of Peromyscus eremicus (cactus mouse), 2782 nucleotides long. RefSeq names its product leiomodin 1 (gene Lmod1). Gene Ontology annotation, cellular component: striated muscle thin filament; myofibril. Gene Ontology annotation, biological process: pointed-end actin filament capping; muscle contraction; myofibril assembly. Gene Ontology annotation, molecular function: actin binding; tropomyosin binding. The coding region runs from base 253 to 2055 and encodes 600 amino acids. NCBI's taxonomy places the organism in Eukaryota, Metazoa, Chordata, Mammalia, Rodentia, Cricetidae. The record is from RefSeq and is a predicted model, not a curated record. The transcript has 3 exons.
GGGCAGCUGUCAGGUCUUAUUGGUUGCUGGUUAGACCAAGCAGGGUCCACUAGCCUUGGGCUGCAGGGAGACUGCGUGUCCCCUGAGCACCUGUGGCACAUCGGGGGGGCCCCACGAGCUGCAAUCCUCACCUAGCCGGGGUUUCACACCCAAGCCCACUCAGCUCGACCCAGACCAGCGCCCCCUCUCCCUUUCCUGCAUACCACCAGCACACCCACAGACUUGGAAAGAGUCGUUGCCCACUUUGCCAAGAUGUCCAAGUCCAAGGUAGCCAAGUAUCGGCGGCAGGUGAGUGAAGACCCUGACAUCGAUAGCCUGCUGUCCACCCUCUCCCCUGAGGAGAUGGAAGAGCUGGAGAAGGAGCUGGAUGUGGUGGACCCAGAUGGGAGCAUUCCUGUGGGGCUGCGGCAGAGGAACCAGACAGACAGACAGCCCUCGGGCACAUUCAACCGGGAAGCCAUGCUCAACUUCUGUGAAAAGGAGACCAAGAAACUCAUCCAGAGGGAGAUGUCUAUAGAUGACAGCAAGCAAGUAGAGAGGAAGACGGAUACCAAGAACGGAGAGGGAAAGGGUAGCGAUGCCAACCGAAAGGCCCCGGGCCCCAGACAGGACUCAGACCUGGGCAAGGAGCCCAAGAAGGGUGUUUUGAAGAAAAGCUUCUCCAGGGACCGAGAGGAGGCUGAUGGCAGAGCGGGUGAGAAGCCCAAAGAGGAGAAGAUCAUCAGGGGCAUUGACAAGGGCCGGGUCAGGGCUGCGGUGGACAGGAAGGAGGCUGGGAAGGAUGGCAGAGAAGAGAGGACCCCAGUCCCGAGGAAGGAAGAGGAGAAGAGCGGGAGUGUCAGGAACGCAGUCCUGAGCAGAGACAAAGACAAGAAGAGAGAGGAGGUGGAGGAGCCCAGGAAGAAAGAGGAGGAGAAGCUGACCACAGGGAGCAGGAGUGCAGGCUCCGGAAAGGAGGACGGGAGGCCGAAAAGGCCGAGUGAGAGCACAGACCAGAAACCAGAGGAUGAGGGGGGACAGAAAGGAAGUGGGGACAGAGACUCGAGAAAGGAAGAUGAAAAGGUUCAGAAGGAAGAGAACCGACCUGAUAAGGAAGUCAGGGAAGAGAGCAAGACCAAAGCCCCAGAGAAGCAGGCCCCUAGUGGCCCCGGCAAGCCCUCUGAAGGGCCAGCCCGAGCGGAGGAGGAGGCGACUCCCAGCAUAUUUGAUGAACCUCUGGAGCGAGUGAAGAACAACGACCCGGAGAUGACCGAGGUGAAUGUCAACAACUCAGACUGCAUCACCAAUGAAAUCCUGGUCCGCUUCACCGAGGCCUUGGAGUUCAACACUGUGGUCAAGGUGUUCGCCUUGGCCAACACUCGGGCCGACGACCACGUGGCCUUCGCCAUUGCCAUCAUGCUCAAGGCCAAUAAGACCAUCACCAGCCUCAACCUGGACUCCAAUCACAUCACUGGCAAAGGCAUCCUGGCCAUCUUCCGGGCCCUCCUCCAGAACAACACACUGACUGAGCUGCGUUUUCACAACCAGAGGCACAUCUGCGGAGGAAAGACUGAGAUGGAGAUCGCCAAGCUGCUCAAGGAGAACACGACCCUGCUCAAGCUGGGCUACCAUUUUGAGCUGGCCGGGCCCCGGAUGACGGUCACCAAUCUGCUUAGCCGCAACAUGGACAAGCAGCGGCAGAAACGUCUGCAGGAGCAAAAACAGGCCCAGGAAGCCAGCGGAGAGAAGAGAGACCGACUCGAGGUACCCAAGGUUGGGGCUCUGGCCAAGGGCUCCCCCAAACCUUCACCCCAGCCAUCUCCAAAGCCGGCUCCAAAGAACUCGCCCAAGAAAGGGGGUGCUCCAGCAGCCCCGCCUCCCCCUCCCCCUCCCUUGGCCCCACCUCUUAUCAUGGAGAACCUAAAGAACUCACUCUCACCAGCUACGCAGAGGAAGAUGGGAGACAAAGGGCUCCCCGCCCAGGAGAAGAACUCACGUGACCAGCUCCUGGCUGCCAUCCGUUCCAGCAACCUUAAGCAGCUGAAGAAGGUGGAGGUGCCCAAGCUGCUUCAAUAGGACCAGGCAGCCAGGCACUGGUGCCAACGCCAUGUCUGCCCGGACUGUCGUACCAGGGCUACACCGACCCCCACCACCCCACCCUGGCUGAGCUGUUACAGUUGCCUCUGUCCACCAUGGGAGAGCUCGAGACCUGGGCCACGCUCGAGGGAAGACACCUCGGUCUCUUCUCACUUUCCUUUUCUCGUCUCUGGGGCUCUCCAAAAAUUGCUUUUGAAACCUGGAGCUGAGGUUUCUGGACAAGAGGAGUUCUUUAGGCAUGUCAGAGAAGACGGCACCGGCGGAGCCCAUGUAGGAGGCAUGCCGCCAAAGGCUUAUGAUGCGGAAAAGAUGUCUCCCGGGGACCACACAGCCACCCCAGCCUUACCGCCUCCAGGGCCAGGAUUCAGGCCUCUGAGGAGCCCUUGGGGGGACGCUGCUGGGCCAGUGGCAGUGGCGCUCUCUGGGACAGUGGUCGAAGGACAGAGGGCAUGAGGGUUCCAAGGGCAGAGCAGGAGAGCUGAGGAUGCUACACACCCCUUCACCUGCUGUGCCUAGGCAGCAGGCAUGGCUGGAGGUGCCUGAUAGAGUAGGUUCCAGAUGGGAGUGGAGAGACAGACAGCAGCUGGGCAUGAAGGGUUGAUGCCAAAGCAGACAUUUUCUUCACACCACCUGCUGCUGUAUAAAUAGCUCUAUAUCUGUUUUUUUCCAUAAGAUUUUGAUAAUAUAUUCAAACCUUUAGCUGCGA